GAAGUGGGCGAUCCUUUCUCCCGUCGACCUAUUCGCUUCUCUCAUCCUCUUUUCAAAUAGCUGCAGAGAGAGACAGAGACGGAGACGGAGGGCUUCCGUGGCAGCUGAAAAUUGGAAGACGAAACCAUGGCCCCGAAGUCGUCGCGGGAACGGGCGUAUAUCCGGGCCGUGAAGCGACAGUUCAUCUCUUUCGAAGAGGAGGAAGAUGAGCCCGUGCCCUACACGGUGGAUCCAGCGGCAGACUCCCUGGCCUGCGGAUGGAUGCUGGAUUUCUUCUGCCUUAACCUCUGCCAGGCCUUCUGCGAAGACGAUAUCGAAGAAUUCAAGCGCAACCGCAACAUUGCGGAGGCCAUUAUUCAUGGACUAUCCAGACUAACAGCGCAUCAUCUAAGAACUAUAUAUGUGUGUCAGUUUUUAACAAGAAUCGUGGAAGGAAAAACACUGGAUGCUCAGUUUGAAAGUGAUGCACGGCUUACUCCGCUGGAAUCAGCCUUGAUGAUCUGGAAUAAAAUUAGAAAGGAAAAAGAAUUACUUCAUGACCAAAUUCGUGACCUACUUGAAAUUCAGGCUAUAGCAGUUUGCAUGGAGAAAGCAAGCUAUAAAGAAGCAGAAGGAGUCUUUGAAAGAAUAUUUGAAGGCACAGAGGAUAAGCCUCUAAAAAUGAAGCUGUUGAUGAUAAUCAAUAAGAAAGAUCCACACAAUCCUUUUUUUCAACGCUUCCCUUAUAAAUGCAUGAUAGACAGAGUCAAGAUUUAUGCUAAUCAGGUGUUAACUGAAAAGUCAUCCAGCUUUCUAAUGAAGGCAGCAUUAAAAGUAGUAGAAAGCAAAAAAGAUGAAGAAAUUUUUGGCCCCUUUGUUGAAGGCUCAAGCAGUGAAACAGAAAACAGUGAAAAACAGGAUGCAGAACCAGAAUCUCCUGCGGAUGAUUCAACAUCUGUAAUCAGGUAUCAUGAAACUCUCUUAUCUUUGUCACAAAAUAAACUUGAGAACUCACAGCACCAAGAUUUUGACGAAACAAGAAUAAAAAUAAGGAGACAAGGAAGUAAAAGGAUCAUGCAGAGUCUUAAAAACAGUAGCAAAAGCACUAAAAAACAUAUAAUAAACACUAAAGACAAUAACAAAAGCAAGGCAAACAAUGAAACAAACACUUCUGAAAGACCUAGCGGAUGGAAAAAGAGGGCCUGGAGUUGGGAUGAAGACCAGAAACUGAAAUCAGGGGUGAGAAAAUAUGGAGAGGGAAAUUGGCAGAAAAUUCUCUCAAGUUACAAAUUCAGCAAUCGAACAAAUGUUAUGUUAAAGGACAGGUGGCGCACUUUGAAGAGGUUAGAACAUGUUUCUCCAGACAGUGAUAACUGAAUGUGUUUGUAAAAGGUGGGUUAAAUAAGGAAAAGCAUUUAGAUCAAUUGGUUUGUUUAAAACAUUAGCAGUCAAUGUUGUAUUUUGAAAUUUUAAAAUGUUUUGGUGUGAUAGUAUAUUUUUCUGUGAACAAAGUCAUUAGACAGGCUUCUUAGUACUGUGUCUUUUUUUGAACCAUGCCACAUACUGUCAUUUUGCUUGGUUUAAUAUAGAAUAGUCUGGAAAAAAAUCUACCAAACAGAAUUUUAAUAUUUUGAGCAUUUGAAUAAUAAAUGUUCUGCUAAGAUACACUUGCUUGGCUUUAUGGCAUCAGUGGGUCACUGUCAAAGCUUCACUGAUAAAAUCAUAAAUACACAGUGUUCAUUCUAUGCAGUGUAUGUUUUCAUAUAAGGAGGAAGUUUGGAGAUAAUAAAUUACAUACCUAAAAUAACAUAAUAUUGGCUAAUUUCCUUAUAUGACAGAUUAUUUUGACUUUGUUCUAAUGGACUUUUAACUUAAAUGUUAAGCUUGACUUUUGUAGUAUUAUAUAGGAAAACAUACAUCAUAAAUAUCAAGUUCUGUAAUUUUGUUAUUUAACAUAGUACCAGCAAAGUGUAUUAAUUGUACUAGAAACACUUGAACUCUGAUAGAUCAUAUUAAUGAUUUUAAUAUCACUUAGGUGAAAGAUGAUUAAAGAACUCUUGGAAUCAGCAGUGCUUGUUUUGUUCACCUCAAGCAUUUUGUUCUUCAUGUCUUGGACAAGGAAUAUCAAAGAAUCACUUAAUUGUUAUGCAUGAAUGCAUCAAGUUAGUAGGACUAACUAGACUGUUUUUCUUUGUUAAAUUAUCAAACUAAGAAAAAACAUGUCAAAUUUAUUUAUAACUCUAGAUCUGCUUUGCAAGUAUUAGAGAUUAGAGUUUGUGGAUUGAAUAUAAGAAAACAUUGAAAUAGUUGUGUCUGUGUCUUUUCCAUUUAUUAUUUAAAAAUUCAGUCGAACCUUUUGCUGUUGAAAUUGUGUAUUACUCAAUAAAACCUCAAAUCCUCA
Dromiciops gliroides (monito del monte) is the source of this 2380-nucleotide messenger RNA. RefSeq names its product telomeric repeat binding factor 1 (gene TERF1). Gene Ontology annotation, molecular function: telomeric repeat DNA binding; protein homodimerization activity. The transcript is spliced from 10 exons. Gene Ontology annotation, cellular component: nucleus; chromosome, telomeric region. Lineage: Eukaryota; Metazoa; Chordata; Mammalia; Microbiotheria; Microbiotheriidae. The coding region runs from base 127 to 1356 and encodes 409 amino acids. The record is from RefSeq and is a predicted model, not a curated record. Gene Ontology annotation, biological process: telomere maintenance.